Molecule: messenger RNA, 1581 nt
Organism: Verticillium nonalfalfae
Lineage: Eukaryota; Fungi; Ascomycota; Sordariomycetes; Glomerellales; Plectosphaerellaceae
Exons: 3
Coding region: 1-1581 (526 amino acids)
Source: RefSeq, a predicted model, not a curated record
AUGACGACCCGCGCGGGCGGAAAGGUGGACAGCCACGGCACCUCCGAUGAGUUCGAGCCGUCUUUUUUGGAAGCAUUCGUCCCGGCGCUUCCACACCUUGCUUCAAGGAAGAUCAAAGUCGCAGUCAAUGCUGGUGCAAGCAGCACAGAAAAGCUUUAUCAGACGGUUGUUGAAAAAAUCAAGGACUUGGGUCUCGAUUUAACCGUGGCUUGGGUCGCAGGAGACGAGGUAUUAGAGGCUUUCCAGAAAUCCUUCAAGGAAGGAAAUGACUUCAAAAGUCUGACGCAUGGUCGAAACCUGAGGGAUUGGGAAUUCGAACCAAUCUACGCACAGGCGUACCUAGGUGGUUGGGGCAUUUGCGAAGCUCUGAAGCAGGGCGCCGACAUUGUGCUCUGCGGACGCGUGGCGGAUGCAUCUCCCACCAUUGGCAUUGCAGCUUACCACUAUGGAUGGAGUCGAACAUCGUACGAGGAACUUGCAGGCGCUUUUGUCGCUGGUCACUUCAUCGAGUGUUCAACAUACGUGACUGGCGGAAAUUUUUCUGGUUUUAAAAGCCUUCCUGGCAAAGUCACGAACCUCGGCUUCCCCAUCAUUGAAAUGGCAAGCAAUGGCCACUUUAUCGUGACAAAGCAGGAAGGCCGAGACGGCAUGGUGACAGUGGAUACCUGCAAAGCGCAGCUCUUGUACGAAAUUCAAGGCCCGCUUUACUACAAUUCCGACGUCGUUGCUCGGCUCGAUGGCAUCGAGAUACUGCAAAGUGGAAAAGAUCGAGUCCUGGUCACUGGUGUUAAAGGCAUGAAGCCGCCACCAACGACAAAGGUAGGAAUUACAGCGAAGGGUGGCUAUCAAGCUGAGGGUCAUUACUUCCUCGUAGGUCUUGAUAUCGAAGAAAAGGCGCAUAUGAUAGAAACACAGGUGAGGCAUUUGCUCGACGAGUCCAGGUUUCACUGCCUCAAGUUCCGCACCAACGGACGUUGCCCCGAAGACCCGCGUAGCCAGGAUGCCGCUACCGUCGACCUUCGAAUUUUCGCCCAGGCGCGCAAUGAAGAGGACUUGGCCUUGAGCAACUUUUUCCGUCCAGUUUCGGAUGUCAUAAUGCAGAGCUAUCCAGGUGCCACGUUUGGUGUUGAUGCUCGCCAAGCUCAACCCAAGCCUUAUUAUGAAUAUUGGGUCAGCCUCCUACCUCAAGCCAGUAUCAGCCACGUUGUGCACCUCCCCAGUAAGGGGCUAGAGCUUUCGAUACCCCCUCCAUCAGACACAGAGGCAUUCGUUCAGGAUCAGGAUACUUAUGAGACCUCGAACCCAGUUAACGUGGAUAGCUUUGGCCCUACCACCAGAGCUCCCCUCGGGUAUAUCGUUCAUGCGCGCUCUGGUGAUAAGGGGUCGGACUGCAACGUGGGAUUCUUUGUUCGACAGGCUGAUGAAUGGGACUGGUUGCGCAGCGUCCUCACUGUUGACAAGAUCAGGGAGCUGCUUGGAGACGAUGAUACUGGCAAGCCUAUCUCCCGCUUCGAAUUGCCUAAUAUUUGCGGUAAGCUCAUGGUCUCUAUUUGGAAGUACCCCUCACUGAUUAGAUCCUAG